Messenger RNA from Sphaeramia orbicularis (orbiculate cardinalfish), 3510 nucleotides. It is a transcript of the gene dclre1a, whose product is annotated as DNA cross-link repair 1A (PSO2 homolog, S. cerevisiae). Gene Ontology annotation, molecular function: 5'-3' DNA exonuclease activity; damaged DNA binding. The record is from RefSeq and is a predicted model, not a curated record. The coding region runs from base 260 to 3046 and encodes 928 amino acids. The transcript has 9 exons. Lineage: Eukaryota; Metazoa; Chordata; Actinopteri; Kurtiformes; Apogonidae. Gene Ontology annotation, biological process: double-strand break repair via nonhomologous end joining; interstrand cross-link repair.
UAGCACUGGCGGUAAGCGCUAAUACAUAGUGGUGCUAACAUGCUGUAGUAGGUGCUCAAAAUAGCCUAAUACUGUAAAUUAUUGUUGCCGAAAUGUUAUCCUUAAAGUACAACGGAAUUUAACAGUACUCUCAAAUCUACUGUAAUUAUUGCUAAGGACCUUUGCGGGAUGUUAUUAAACGUCAAGUGUUUUGUAAUAACUAGGGUACUGACGAGGUUGUUUGGUAACGCGAGAGACAGUUCUCUCUUUUUUUCUCCAAAUGUCACAGAAGGACGACUCUGAAAGUGACAUUUGGGAGUAUAAACCUCUUGGGAAGAAAAAGAAGAAACAAGAAUCAGCGUCUGUCAGCGGAACUGUGGCCAAGAAAAGGUGUACGUCCAGAAAAACCUCCAAGAAAGACACCUCUUCAACUGUCAAAUCUCCGUUGGAUAAAAGAUGUUUGACCGUGAACGCAACUGGAAAUGAAGAUGUCAAACCUUCUGUUAUUAAAGACGAGCAAAACUGUUUAGAAGCCCUGAGCACACCCUCGAAAACAGUCCAAACUGACCAUAAUGGAGAGGGACCAUCGUCUGGAGACUUUUGUCCUAUUUGUCAAAUGCCUUUUUCCAUUUUGGUGGUUCAGUCUCAGAGAUGGCAUGUUAUUGAAUGUCUUGACUUCCCCAGGGACACAUGCAAAGAAUGUCCUGACGGCCUCCUGUGCACCUCAACCAUUCCAAACCAUUACAAGAAAUACAACCACACAUUCCUUGCCCACAGUCGAGCAACUGGAGAUGCACAGCUCCUCAGUCUGUCCCAGCAGGCAACGACUAGUGGGGACUCUGGCCUGGGUUGUCUCCAAGGAUUUAGGAAAGCUGAUGGGAAUGACUCUACCUUAGAGACAUCACAGGAGAGUGUCCUCAGUGUUUCAGUGCUGUCUAACAACAGUGCCUCCUCUUUAAAUAAUCACAAAGGAACACCACCUACUAAAAUCACUAAUGGCCUUCUGUUACUGCGCUCACCCGGACCAGAGGAUUUUAAGAAAAAGAAAGGGUGGUCAUCCUUAAAAGGCCAGAAGUCUCUCAGUUCUUCCCAAGAAAGUAAAUCAGACCUUUCAUCUACUCCAGCCAAAACAGAAAGUAGAGAUCAACCCGGUGAUGGUCUUCUCAAAAGUGAACUUUCUCCUUACAAUGAUGAGGCGAUAUCCUACUCUCCUCUCUCUGAGCUUCCUGUAGAGACUGAAGUGAGCAAGAGUGAAGCAAGGAAAGCCCUUUUUAAUAGUGACACAUUGAAAACUGAGGAUGAUGACUCAUUAAUGCUGUACAGUGACAGUUUCUCAAGUGAAGAUGAGCUCUUUACUGAAUUUCUUGAUAAUUUUGAAACCAGUGAUGGUCCGAUGAAGAAAUGUGUUCUGUCAGAUACCCAGCCGAAUCCAUUUGCCUCAUCAACACAGAGUAAUCAACAGGCUACCUCUGCAGUUGCUGCAAAUACAUCUGCUCCCACAAGGGAAAAAGAAGAGCUUAAAAGUUCAACAAGUGUUGGCAGUGCCUGUACAAACAGCAUUCAGUCUCCUCAGAGUAUUGUUUUAGAGCGCUUGCGAGAAACUAUUUUAAACUCCGAUAGCCUGCCUUUUAAAAACUUGGAUGACAGCAGUAUUCAGUCAGAGAAAUUUCAAACCAUGACACCUUGGAAAAUCCAGAGCAAGACAGGUCAGGCUUCUGGUCUCAAACAGAUGGACAUUGGAGUGUUUUUUGGAGUCAAACCCCUCAAGGAGAAGGAGAAGGAGGCCAAGAGUGGACCCCGUGAACCCAGCAGUGCCUCUGGUGAAACCACAGGUGAGAACUCAGGGCAGAGACGACAAAGGAGAGAAAGACGAGGGAGAAGUAGGGCCACCACAGUAACCUCAGGAGACACAGUGACUGGAGGUAAUAAUGAAGGAGAUGCUCAGAGAGAAUCAGGGAGAGGUGGGACCAGAGGAUGGAGACGAAGAAGGUGGAACAGAGGAGGAGCAGAUGGGGAAGUUGAACAGUUACCACGGUGUCCGUUCUACAAGAAAAUUCCAGGUACGAAGUUUGCCAUAGAUGCCUUCCGGUAUGGAGAGAUUGAUGGUGUUACUGCAUACUUCUUAACCCAUUUCCACUCUGACCAUUAUGGAGGGUUAAGGAAGAACUCCACAUUCCCAAUCUAUUGUAACAGAAUAACAGGGAACCUGGUGAAAAGCAAACUGAAGGUGGCAGAGCAGUACGUCCACAUCCUACCUAUGAACACACAGGUCACUGUGGAAGGAGUCAAGGUCAUCCUUUUGGACGCUAACCAUUGUCCAGGAGCUGCGAUGCUGCUGUUCUUCCUGCGUGAUGGACAGACGGUACUUCAUACUGGAGACUUCAGAGCUGAUCCGUCGAUGGAAACCUACCCAGAGUUACUCAACUGCAGGGUGCAGACACUCUACCUGGACACCACGUAUUGCAGUCCUGAGUACACUUUCCCAAAACAGCAAGAAGUCAUCAACUAUGCGGCAAAUACAGCCUUCGAAUUGGUGACGCUAAACCCACGCACUCUAGUGGUGUGUGGCUCCUACUCUGUGGGGAAGGAGAAGGUCUUUUUGGCCCUGGCAGAGGUCCUGGGGUCUAAAGUGUGCCUCUCUAGAGACAAAUACAACACCAUGUGCUGUCUGGAGUCAGAACAAGUCAGACAACGUAUAACCACCGACUGGAAGGCAGCCCAGGUCCAUGUACUACCCAUGAUGCAGCUCUCCUUCAAAAAAUUGCAGGAUCACCUGGCACGGUUCUCAGGACAGUACGAGAAGCUGGUGGCCUUCAAACCCACGGGCUGGACUUUCAGCCAGCAGGUGGACUCAGUGGAGGACAUAUUACCUCAGACCAGCGGCAGUGUCUCUAUUUAUGGAAUCCCGUACAGCGAACACAGCAGCUUUCUGGAGUUGAAGCGUUUCGUCCAGUGGCUCCAGCCGUUAAAGAUCAUCCCAACGGUAAACAACGGCAGCUGGGAGAGCAGGAAGGCCAUGGAGAGGUGUUUCAGUGAGUGGAUCAUGGAAACCAAAGCUAAACUGUGACAUUUAUCUGUAAAUUGUAACUGGACUCUGGAUCCACUUCACUGCUUGUUGGUAAUAAUACAACAUCAUAACAACAGGAAACAAAAUAACACGACACAUUUCAUCGCUUUUACUGUCAUUGCUGCUCAUUAACGCCCAGAGGAGCAGCUUUUCAUCGCAGUACAAAAGGGGCCACAUGAUGAAUAGCAUCCAUGAUUAUAGUACAGUUUAUUCACUUGUAUGGAAGGUUAAGGUUCUGAUCUUUAAUAAAUGUCUGUGUAAACAUGAUUUAAAGUCCUACGUGGAUCACGACUGUAAUUAAACCCGUUUCAUCCAGAAGUAUUGGACAUCUGAUAUCACAUCCACUUUGUCCCCAGUAUACUGUAAAUGCUGCUUUAUGAUUGUGCAAUUGAAUGAAUGAAUGGAUUGUUUAUUUUGGUUUGUACAUUAAUAAUUUCACUCAGUACAAUAAUUAUAAGAAACAU